Molecule: messenger RNA, 3459 nt
Organism: Fonsecaea multimorphosa CBS 102226
Lineage: Eukaryota; Fungi; Ascomycota; Eurotiomycetes; Chaetothyriales; Herpotrichiellaceae
Exons: 3
Coding region: 1-3459 (1152 amino acids)
Biological process (GO): establishment of cell polarity
Cellular component (GO): cytoplasm; cell tip
Molecular function (GO): cytoskeletal regulatory protein binding
Source: RefSeq, a predicted model, not a curated record
AUGCAGUCAUCCGCCGUCCCUGGAGCCCAACGGCCUUCGCAGUCUCAGCGGCGGCAGCAAGAUAUGCCCGACGCAACGUAUUCCCAGGCCCAGGCCCCGGCCAUGAAUCCUGCAACGAGCUCUGCCUCUCAAGCGAGGUCGUCUUCAGGCUCGGGCCGCUCGCAAAGAAGCGCCAAUCCCGACAAGCAGAUAUCGCAAAUAGAGAAGAGCGUAACUCAUCUACUAGUCGCCACGAAACAAUUGCUCGAGACUCUGACGCAGUGGUCGCGUGGACAGGCGCAGGAAGAGGAGGUCUCUGAUGUCUACGUUCGGCUGGGAUACGAGUUCAAUCUGGCAUGCCGUGCCUUCAAUUCAAUAGGUGUCGAAACCUCCGACCUUGGUCCUGUCCCUGAUCUCUUGCGAAACAUCCUCGAGGAUACUCUGAGCCAGCCCGCAUCUCCUCAAGCUCUUGACAACUACCUGCCUCGCAUCCGCGACAUCAUUAUUAACCUCCUACAUGGCCUCAAGAGGAAGCAAAGCCGACUACGUGGUCGAAAUCCCAAGGAAGCCUCUGGGACAACGCAAUCGAGACAGCCUACUACUCCAGCAAGACAGCCUAGCAUAUCGACAACAGGAAGCAAUGAGACUGGUUUGACGAACAUGCUUGAUGAGGUACCGAGUGCCUCUGCAAGUAUGCGCGCUCAAUCGCCUCCUCAAAGCAGCGCAACAACUGACCAGUCAUGGACUGCCGCAAACACGUCGGCCGUGCAACAGCCAGGCCGAUCCUCUAUAAAUAGACACUCGAUGCGAAGGGACGUGGCCCCCCAAAUACCUCAGUCUGAUUCCGGCUCGACAAUUUCUUCGGGGACACCACAAAAUCCUCCUAGCCUACCGCUUUAUCAGGACAUUGACCGGUCUCCUUCCGUUCCUCAGAUCAAUUUUCCACAUCCUCCCCCGCCGCCGCCGAAGCAAGCAGAUGCCCUCACUCGAUUACAACGUGGCGGAGAUCUGGAGAGGCGAGCCUCAAGGAGAUUUUCGGCCUACCAAAUUCAAAAGCAUCUAGGUGCUUCUCCUAAUGGUGUGCCGGUUAUUCCUGCAGCUCAAAAUUCCCCCAUACCAAACAGGGGAAAGGAAGUGCGCGAAUCUUUGACCGCGGUUCGGUCAAGAAGUUCCUACCAACAAUCAAGAUCAAAGUCUCUUCGUCAGGGAGAUGCGUCGCCCAGCAGGAGCGGCACCAUCAAGGCGCCCCAACGCAUUUCGGAGGAGAGAGAGGAGACCCCGGUCCUGACUCUGCAGGAAGUGCCACCAAUGAAACAGCCUGAGGAGGCCGGGAAUUUUGAUAGCCCAACGGUGAAGACCCCGGAUGAGUACUUGCCAGCCCCGAAAUCCGACUCUGGUAGCGGAGAUAACUUGCUGAUGGGAGCAACUGUCAACGGUCCCCUCAGUCCACCGCCAGAAGAGUUGCAAGAAACAAUCUCACUUGACUCACAAUUGGCGCCACAGCUACCCGAACCCAAGGCCUAUGUGGAUGUAGAACCAGUCAAGACACCAGAGACGGUUCAACGAAGAUCAUCUGAGAACCUCACACCACCACGAUCGCGAGCUCCCGUGUCAGAAUCAUCACCUCCACAAGGCAAGGAGUUGACUCUUUUCUUGCAGUAUAGAAGCAAAAUUAAGAAGUUUGUGCUCGCAGACGGCUACGAUGAACUCACUCUUGCUAGAUUGCAGCUUGCUUUCAUUGAAAAAUUCGCGUGGAACACUCAGCAUAACGGAGUCGACCUCCCUGAGAUUUAUGUGCAAGAUCCUGUCUCGGGCGUCAGGCACGAAUUAGAAGACCUUUCGGAUGUCAAGGACCGAUGUGUACUUGUGCUGAAUGUCGAAGCUCUGGAUGAAGUCAAAAAGCAUAUCGAUGAAGGCAUGGGCGGGCUUCAGAGAACUCUGGACGGAGUCCGGUCACUGCUCGAAGGACAAGGUACAAUGAUGCAGCGAUUUGCGGAUCGACAGCUCGAAACCUCCAAGGAGAUGGCAAGAAUGUCUGCUGUCCCUGCGCAGCACCCUGCACGAACUCCGACAUUGGCUACCGGAAAAUUCGCCGCUCCCCCGUCCUCCGAGUCCACUCUGCAAGAAAUCCAGGACCUUCGUCGGGAGAUUGCAGUUUUACGCCAGACGUAUUCCACAAUGUCUUCGGACUUCACUGCAGCCAUGGGCGACAUUAAAGCCAAGGCAGCCAACGUCAAGGCCGUUGCUGCAGAGGCUGCCAAUGCUACAUACAAAGGAGACGCCGGUCGAGCCCAUAUCAAUGAAGGCAAGAAGCAAUUAUCUGACGACUCCGAGGCGCUUGUCAACCGUGUCGACGAUCUUUCAGAUAUUGUCGAAGAGCUGCGCAAGGACGUUGUGACCAGAGGAGUCAGGCCUCUUCCUCGACAACUGGAGGAUAUCAGUAAGGAGAUCAGUACAACUGCCAAACAACUCGGCAAGGUCAAAGACUUUGUCAAGCGCGAGAAGCCUAUCUGGACCAAGAUAUGGGAGCAAGAGCUUCAAGUCGUCAUGACGGAGAGAGACGAUUUGACACAGCAAGAUGAGUUGAUGAAUGAUCUCGACGGUGAUCUUGAAGAUAUCACGAAUGUCUUUAAGCUCGUGGAGGAAGCCACGAAGCAGCAGAAUCUGCAGAGCGCAAACAGUGGUCGCCAAGCUUCGAAAAGCCUUGCCUUUGAUACGGACGUCGACCCUCACGAAGCCAAAAGUGGUAUGCUGGAUGAAGUCCGGGCUUUGCAGCCGAAUCACGAAAGCCGCCUGGAAGCAAUAGAGAGAGCGGAGAAGGUUCGGCAGCGCGAAUUGGAAAGUCGAAAGGUCGGCGAAUUCCAACGUGAGGUCGAAAAGUUUGUUGAAGAAGGAAAGUUGAAGAAGACGGGCGGCAUGGAUGAGGUGGAACGAAGGAGAAAGUUGAAAGAUGAGCAAGCGAGGAAGGAGAACUGGGAGCGCCAACAAGCCAGAGCGGCUGAGCUGGAAAGGAAAAGGGCGGCCGAGGCGGCGGCGGCGGCAGCAGCAGCAGCAGCAGGAGAACCUUCAGCUGAGCCGAACGGCACUAUACAGCAAAACUCGGAGCAGGAUCACUCGCAAGAAGUGGAAGCAGCUUUUCAUGACGCGAAAGAGGAGGAUGUCCAAUCGCCCAAUGAAGCGACCUCGUCAGAGCCGGCCCUUGCGCCGGUGACGGAUGAUGCUGUCGCCUCAUCUUCUGCAGAGGCACCACAGCUGCCAGAGAUUGGAGUUGACAAAGGCGGCGAAGGAGGCGACAAGGGACUUGAUUCCUCUCCCAUUGCCGACGCUGAAGCAACCACCGAGGGCGCGUCCAGAAAGGACGCGACGAGCGACGAGCGCGAACGCGACAAGGAUGAACGGCGGGAGGACAAGGACAACAAGGCGAGUGGGAGUGGGAGUGGGAGUGGGAAUUGGUGGCAGCCGGCUGUGUUUUCCAGCUGA